GGCGCAGUGGAGGGACACCCCGGUUUGGUGCUCUGAGGACCGGCCUGCUCUGAACUUCACUGACCCUCACCAUGUGUGACGAUGAAGAGACCACCGCGCUCGUGUGCGAUAACGGCUCGGGGCUGGUGAAGGCGGGCUUCGCGGGAGAUGACGCUCCUCGCGCCGUGUUCCCCUCCAUCGUGGGCCGGCCCCGUCACCAGGGUGUGAUGGUGGGCAUGGGCCAGAAGGACUCGUACGUGGGAGACGAGGCCCAGAGCAAGAGGGGCAUCCUGACCCUCAAGUACCCCAUCGAGCACGGCAUCAUCACCAACUGGGACGACAUGGAGAAGAUCUGGCACCACAGCUUCUACAACGAGCUGCGCGUGGCCCCCGAGGAGCACCCCACCCUCCUCACAGAGGCGCCCCUCAACCCCAAGGCCAACAGGGAGAAGAUGACGCAGAUCAUGUUCGAGACGUUCAACGUGCCCGCCAUGUACGUGGCCAUCCAGGCCGUGCUGUCGCUGUACGCCUCCGGACGUACCACAGGUAUCGUGCUGGACUCCGGUGACGGUGUGACGCACAACGUGCCCAUCUACGAGGGCUACGCUCUGCCGCACGCGAUCAUGCGCUUGGACUUGGCCGGACGUGACCUGACCGAUUAUCUGAUGAAGAUCCUAACAGAGAGGGGCUACUCCUUCGUCACGACAGCUGAGCGCGAGAUCGUGCGUGACAUCAAAGAGAAGCUGUGUUACGUGGCUCUGGACUUUGAGAACGAGAUGGCCACGGCCGCCUCCUCUUCCUCUCUGGAGAAGAGCUACGAGCUGCCCGACGGACAGGUCAUCACCAUCGGCAACGAGAGGUUCCGCUGCCCCGAGACCGUCUUCCAGCCGUCUUUCAUUGGUAUGGAAUCCGCGGGCAUCCAUGAGACCACCUAUAACAGCAUCAUGAAGUGUGACAUCGACAUUCGCAAAGACCUGUACGCCAACAAUGUGCUAUCCGGAGGCACUACCAUGUAUCCGGGCAUCGCUGACCGCAUGCAGAAGGAAAUCACCGCCCUGGCACCGUCCACCAUGAAGAUCAAGAUCAUCGCUCCUCCGGAGAGGAAGUACUCGGUGUGGAUCGGAGGCUCCAUCCUGGCCUCUCUCUCCACCUUCCAGCAGAUGUGGAUCAGCAAACAGGAGUACGACGAGGCCGGCCCCUCCAUCGUCCACAGGAAGUGCUUCUGAACGCAACAUCUCUCUCUUCUCUCUCUCCCUCUCUGUUUCUCUCUUCUCCUCUCUUCUUCUCCUCUCUCGUGUCUCUCUUCUUCUUCUCGUCCUUGUGUCCUGAGCUUGAGAAGCAGCUCCAUCUUGUCCUCACCAAACGUUUGUUUACAUCAAAGUGCUACUUUUAUUUUUAUGUAUAGUUUGUAAUAAAUGCAGAAAACUCAAA
Boleophthalmus pectinirostris (great blue-spotted mudskipper) is the source of this 1410-nucleotide messenger RNA. Its product is annotated as actin, alpha cardiac muscle 1. The record is from RefSeq and is a predicted model, not a curated record. Bases 72 to 1205 code for a protein of 377 amino acids. NCBI's taxonomy places the organism in Eukaryota, Metazoa, Chordata, Actinopteri, Gobiiformes, Gobiidae. The transcript has 7 exons.